ACCAAGCCGCCGCCGCCGCCGCCCAGGGAGAGGAGUCGGAGCGGGCAGCCGGAGCCCAGCCCGGCCGGGACCCACCCGCCGCCAUCGCCAUGGGGAACCGCGUGUCCCGGGAGGAUUUCGAGUGGGUCUACACGGACCAGCCGCACGCAGACCGCCGGCGGGAGAUCCUGACAAAGUAUCCAGAAAUCAAAGCCCUGAUGAAACCAGAUUACAACUUGAUUUGGAUUGUUGUUUUGAUGGUUUUCACCCAGUUAGUUGCAUUUUACUUGGUAAAAGACUUGGACUGGAAAUGGGUUCUGUUUUGGGCCUAUGCCUUUGGCAGCUGCAUUAGUCAUUCAAUGACUCUGGCUAUUCAUGAAAUCUCUCACAAUAGUGCCUUUGGCAAUUGCAAGGCCAUGUGGAACCGCUGGUUUGGAAUAUUUGCUAAUCUCCCCAUUGGCAUUCCCUACUCUGUGUCCUUCAAGAGGUAUCACAUGGAUCAUCACCGGUAUCUAGGAGGCGAUGGCAUUGACGUGGACAUCCCCACUGACUUUGAGGGCUGGUUUUUCUGCACCCGAUUUAGAAAGUUCAUAUGGGUUGUCCUGCAGCCCCUCUUCUAUGCCUUUCGGCCCCUCUGCAUCAACCCUAAGCCAAUUUCUCAUCUGGAAAUUAUCAACUUGUUGGCUCAGUUGAGUUUUGACAUUAUGAUUUACAAUAUUUGGGGAGUUAAAUCGGUUGUCUAUAUGCUGGCAGGGUCAGUCCUUGGCCUGGGCCUGCACCCGAUUUCAGGGCAUUUCAUAGCUGAACAUUAUAUGUUUUUAAAGGGGCAUGAGACUUACUCCUAUUAUGGAGCUCUAAAUUUACUUACCUUCAACGUGGGAUACCACAAUGAGCACCAUGACUUCCCCAAUAUUCCUGGCAAGAACCUUCCGCUGGUGAGGAAAAUAGCAGCAGAAUACUAUGACGGCCUGCCCCAGUACAACUCCUGGGUUAAAGUGCUUUAUGAUUUUGUGAUGGAUGAUUCAAUUAGUCCCUACUCUCGCAUGAAGAGACACCUAAAGGGGGAGGUGAAACAGGAGUAACACUUCCACCGGCUUCAGGAACUCUUCAAACAGUAACAGGCUCAAAGGUUUCAUCCUCAAAGAGUAUGUUUAUACUUUGAUUUAUUAAACUUCAGCCCAAUGUUUUUGGACCAGUACUUCUGUACAGUCAUCAGGUAAGGUUCUUGGUGACCAUUUCCACAAGGAAACAUGCAGUAACUAUUUAACAUAGUUUGCAGAGUGGGUUUCUCUUCUGUGACCUGAGUAAAAUGAGACAUGUUCUACAUGUUCUCACUCAUAUUACAUAUGUAUAAGGUCCCCUGAAACCCUUUCCCCAGUGUCUUGUCUUUUUGUAAGCCUAUUGUGAACAGUUUUGAGAGAUAUGUCUCCAGUCCUUUACUGCCAUUGUCACUGAGUCUCUGUGCAUUAUCCCAGCUGAUUUCAGACAAAACCAUCACUUUAGUUAUUGAUUAAGAUGUUCGUAAAGUUUUGUUACCUUUAAAAAACACUGCUAAUAAACUGAGCUAUUAAUUGCAA
Messenger RNA from Ornithorhynchus anatinus (platypus), 1556 nucleotides. RefSeq names its product delta 4-desaturase, sphingolipid 1 (gene DEGS1). Gene Ontology annotation, cellular component: membrane. The coding region runs from base 90 to 1061 and encodes 323 amino acids. Gene Ontology annotation, biological process: ceramide biosynthetic process. The transcript has 3 exons. Lineage: Eukaryota; Metazoa; Chordata; Mammalia; Monotremata; Ornithorhynchidae. Gene Ontology annotation, molecular function: sphingolipid delta-4 desaturase activity. The record is from RefSeq and is a predicted model, not a curated record.